Columba livia (rock pigeon) is the source of this 4085-nucleotide messenger RNA. RefSeq names its product intraflagellar transport 122 (gene IFT122). NCBI's taxonomy places the organism in Eukaryota, Metazoa, Chordata, Aves, Columbiformes, Columbidae. The coding region runs from base 117 to 3668 and encodes 1183 amino acids. Gene Ontology annotation, cellular component: intraciliary transport particle A; non-motile cilium. Gene Ontology annotation, molecular function: protein binding. The record is from RefSeq and is a predicted model, not a curated record. Gene Ontology annotation, biological process: protein localization to cilium; non-motile cilium assembly; intraciliary retrograde transport. The transcript has 29 exons.
GCGCACCCCGGCCGCGCUGGAGGGCGCCCCCUGCCGUGCCGGCGGUCCGGUGGGACCCCGGGCGCAUGCGCGUUGCCCGUGGCAGCGGAGGGCGGGUGUAAACAUCCGGCCGGGGGAUGCGGACCGCGCUCACCUGGCGCGACAAGGCCGAGCAGUGCAUUUAUGACCUUGCGUUCAAACCGGAUGGGACUCAGCUGGUCAUCGCUGCUGGGAACAGACUGCUGGUGUAUGAUACCUCUGAUGGAACCUUGAUUCAGCCUUUGAAAGGACAUAAGGACACUGUGUACUGUGUGGCGUAUGCUAAAGAUGGCAAACGUUUUGCAUCUGGCUCUGCUGAUAAAAGUGUGAUAAUUUGGACUUCAAAGUUAGAAGGAAUUCUGAAAUACACGCAUAAUGACUCUAUACAGUGCGUCUCGUACAACCCUGUUACGCAUCAGCUGGCGUCCUGCUCUUCCAGUGACUUCGGCUUGUGGUCUCCUGAACAGAAGUCGGUCUCUAAAACUAAAACCAGCAGUAAGAUUACUUGCUGUAGCUGGACCAACGAUGGGCAGUACCUUGCUCUGGGGAUGUUCAACGGCGUUGUCAGCAUCAGGAAUAAAAACGGUGACGAGAAGGUUAAAAUAGAGCGCACAGGGGGUGCUUCAGCUCCAAUAUGGUCCAUCUGUUGGAAUCCAUCCAGAGACGAACGCAAUGAUAUUUUGGCUGUGGCAGACUGGGGUCAGAAGCUUUCCUUCUACCAGCUGAGCGGCAAACAGGUUGGGAAGGACAGAAUGCUCAAUUUUGACCCUUGCUGUGUUAGCUAUUUCACUAAAGGAGAGUAUAUUUUACUGGGCGGUUCAGACAAACAAGUUUCCCUCUUCACGAAGGAUGGCGUGCGUCUGGGUACCAUAGGAGAGCAAAGCAGCUGGGUGUGGACGUGCAAAGUUAAGCCAGACUCCAACUAUGUGGCAGUAGGAUGCCAAGAUGGAACAAUAUCCUUUUAUCAGUUGAUUUUCAGCACCGUUCACGGCCUGUAUAAAGAUCGCUACGCUUACAGGGACAGCAUGACUGAUGUUAUUGUCCAGCACCUCAUCACUGAGCAAAAAGUCAGAAUAAAAGGCAGAGAGCUCGUGAAGAAAAUCGCAAUCUACAAAAACAGAUUAGCAAUCCAGAUGCCAGAGAAAAUCCUGAUCUAUGAGUUGUACUCAGACGACUCUUCAGAUAUGUAUUAUCGGGUGAAGGAAAAGAUAGUAAAAAAAUUUGAAUGCAACUUGCUGGUUGUGUGUUCAAAUCACAUAAUUUUGUGCCAGGAGAAAAGGUUACAGUGCCUCUCGUUUAGCGGCGUUAAAGAACGAGAGUGGCUGAUGGAAUCUCUUAUUCGUUACAUUAAAGUAAUUGGAGGACCUCCAGGAAGAGAAGGGCUCUUGGUUGGCCUAAAGAACGGUCAGAUUCUGAAGAUAUUUGUGGACAACGCGCUCGCCAUGGUGCUGCUGAAGCAAUCCACCGCCGUGCGCUGCCUGGACAUGAGCGCCUCGCGCACCAAGCUGGCCGUGGUGGACGAGAACGACACCUGCCUGGUCUACGAUAUCCACACCAAAGAGCUGCUGUUUCAGGAGCCCAACGCCAACAGCGUGGCCUGGAACACGCAGUGCGAGGACAUGCUCUGCUUCUCGGGGGGCGGCUACCUCCACAUCAAAGCCAGCAGCUUCCCCGUCCACCAGCAGAAGCUGCAGGGCUUCGUGGUGGGCUACAACGGCUCCAAGAUCUUCUGCCUGCAUGUGUUUUCCAUGUCAGCCGUUGAAGUUCCACAGUCUGCACCCAUGUAUCAAUAUCUGGAACGCAAAAUGUUUAGAGAAGCCUAUCAAAUAGCGUGUUUGGGAGUGACCGAUGCUGACUGGAGAGAACUGGCCAUGGAAGCCUUGGAAGGGCUGGAGUUUGAAACGGCUAAAAAGGCAUUUACCAGAGUACGAGACCUUAGAUAUUUAGAGUUGAUCAGCAGCAUAGAGGAGCGGAGGCGGCGCGGGGAGAACAGCCGCGAGCUGUUCCUGGCGGACGUGUACGCCUACCAGGGGAAGUUCCACGAGGCCGCGAAGCUGUACAAAAAGAGCGGGCACGAGAACCUGGCGCUGGAGAUGUUCUCCGAUCUACGCAUGUUCGACUGCGCAAAGGAUUUUCUGGGAUCCGAAGACCCCAAAGACACAAAGAUGCUGAUAAAAAAACAAGCAGAUUGGGCCAAGAAUAUCAACGAGCCCAGGGCAGCGGUGGAGAUGUACCUCUCUGCCGGCGAGCACACGAAGGCCAUCGAAAUCAGCGGGGACCACGGCUGGGUCGAGAUGUUAAUUGAAAUUGCUCGAAAGCUGGAUAAAGCUGAGCGUGAGCCUUUGUCCAAAUGUGCCUUCUAUUUCAAACAACUGGGGAACCCUGGCUAUGCCGCGGAAACCUACCUGAAGAUGGGUGACCUGAAAGCCCUGGUGCAGCUCCACGUGGACACGCAGCGCUGGGAGGAAGCAUUCGCUGUGAGUGAAAAGCACCCUGAACUCAAGGACGACGUCUAUGUCCCGUACGCCCAGUGGCUCGCAGAGAACGACAGGUUUGAAGAAGCCCAAAGAGCGUUCCACAGGGCUGGCAGGCAGGGGGAGGCGCUGCGGGUGCUGGAGCAGCUCACGCACAACGCCGUGCUGGAAAGCCGAUUCGACGACGCGGCCUAUUAUUACUGGAUGCUUUCCAUGCAGUGCUUAGAUAUAGCCCGAGAGCACGAACCACAGACGACCGAAAUGCUGCAGAAGUUUCACCACUACCAGCAUUUGGCAGAAGUUUACCACGUCUAUCACUUUAUUCAAAGAUACACUGAGGAGCCUUUCAGCUUCCACUUGGCCGAAACCCUCUUCAAUAUGUCCAGGUUUCUGCUCCACAGCUUAACAAAGGAGAUUCCUUUGGGCAUCUCCAAAGUCAAUACCUUAUUUGCGCUGGCGAAGCAGAGCAGAGCUCUCGGAGCGUACAAGCUGGCUCGCCAUGCCUACGACAAGCUGCAGGGCCUGCAGGUGCCCGCCAGGUUCCAGAAAUCCAUCGAGCUGGGCAGCCUGAGAAUCCGGUCCAAGCCAUUCCAUGACAGUGAGGAGCUCGUGCCCUUGUGCUACAGGUGCUCGACCAACAACCCUUUGCUCAACAACCUGGGGAACGUCUGCGUUAACUGCAGACAGCCGUUCGUCUUCUCCGCUUCCUCCUACGAAGUGCUGCACCUGGUCGAGUUCUAUUUGGAAGACGGCAUCACAGAUGACGAAGCUGUAGCUCUCAUUGAUCUUGAAGCUCCAAGACUGAAUAAAAGAAAGAAUAAAUGGCAAGAGAUGAUGAGUGACCAGGCACAGAGUUUGAGGCUCGAGGACAAUGCAGAUAUUGAAGAUGACGAUCCCUUCACAGCAAAACUGAGCUUUGAGCAGGGAGGCUCAGAAUUCGUUCCGGUGGUUGUGAACCGAGCCGUCCUGCAGUCCCUGAGCCGGAGGGACGUCCUGAUCAAGCGCUGGCCAAGGCCGCUGCGGUGGCAGUACUACCGCUCGCUGCUGCCGGACGCCUCCAUCACCAUGUGCCCGUCGUGCUUUCAGAUGUUUCACACAGAAGACUAUGAGCUUCUUGUGCUCCAGCACAAUUGUUGUCCGUUUUGUCGACGGAAAAUAGAUGAGUCAAACCAAUGAAGAAAAACAGUCUUGCACCUCAGCGAGGCACUUCCCUAUUGGCUUGGCAAAGCACUGUGUAGAUUCAGAGUUUUCCUGCCAGCUUAGUUAACUCGCCUUGCUCCGUUUGGUACCUGAGUGGAACUGAGCUUAGUUAACUCGCCUUGCUCCGUUUGGUACCUGAGUGGAACUGAGGUGAAGAAAUAUAACUAUUUUUUUAAAUGAAAAUGUCUGUUUGUGAAUGUCCUCCACAUUUCCCAGACAAGCAGCUCAAGUGCCACAGAUUUUUACAGGAAUGUUUCUAGGUUCAGGUUCAGCCUUGGAGUAAUUGUUGUCUUUACUCUUGUGUUAGGAGUUGUUUUACUCUUUAAUGUGUAUCCACUAUUGACAGAUCUUCAAAUAAACGGGACUGUUUUUCACUGCCCUUUAUGCAAACAA